AUGACUGGGAAGAGUAAUUAUAAGGAAACAGGAGGGAUAGUCUUUCCGAUACGAUACCUAAUGGCAAUCAUGGGUUCUAUCGGACUUGCUAUCGUUUAUGGAUUCAAAGUCAACGUAAGCGUGGCAAUCGUUGCGAUGGUGAAUCAUACUGCUGUUAAAUUAUCAUCCACAUUACACCAGCUGGAAUCGAACGAUACAAAUGCAAUUAUCAAUUCAAUGGAAGAAUGUCAUCACGAUGAUAAUUCUUCCAACGUGACGAAAAUCGUUGACGAGGAUGGCCCUUUUAUAUGGAACGAACCUUUGCAAGGUCUUAUCUUAUCUUCGUACUUUUGGGGGUACAUGGCAUCCUUGCUUCCGGGUGGAAGAAUGGCCGAAUUGUUAUCUGCAAAAUGGGUGAUGAAUGGAUCUGUACUCCUUAACGUAAUAGCAUCUAUUUUAUCACCUGUUGCGGCCCAACUACAUUAUUCUCUUUUCAUCGUGAUGAGAGUUAUUCAAGGAAUCGGUGGAGGGGUAACAUUUCCUGCGAUGCACGUUAUGAUUGCUAAAUGGGCACCGCCUAAUGAAAGAAGUGUACUUGCUUCCAUUGUUUAUGCAGGAACUGCACUUGGUACCGUGAUUUCCAUCCUUCUAACGGGUAUACUAGCUGCGAAUUUCGAAUGGAAAUGGAUAUUUUACAUCGAAGGAUUACUCUGCUUGAUCUGGUGUACAGCUUGGUGGAUAAUGAUCGCGGAUACUCCUGAAGAACAGACCAGAUUUAUUAGCCAAGAAGAGAAGGAUUACAUUCUUGAAUCCCAAGGUCACCAUGGACAUAACGGCGAACACAAUGAGAAAUUACCAGUCCCAUGGGGUGAGGUAUUGAGAUCUAAACCAUUCAUGGCAAUUUUGAUCGCCCAUUUCUGCAGUAAUUUUGGGUGGUACAUGUUGCUUAUAGAAUUGCCUACCUUCAUGAAUCAGAUAUUGAAAUUUGACAUGAGCUCGAAUGCUGGCCUCUCUUCCAUGCCAUUCUUAUGCAUGUGGUUCUUCACUAUGAUUCUAAGCAAGUCGUUAGCCAUUAUGCAGGAUAAAGGGUUGAUCACGGUAACAGGUUCUCGAAAAAUUGCAACGCUACUCUCAUCUGUGAUCCCUAUGAUAUGCUUAAUAGGAGUAUCAUAUGUUGGAUGCAAUAGAACACUAGCUGUUGUACUAAUGACCAUUGGAGUAACUUGCAUCGGUGGAAUGUAUAGCGGUUUCUUGGCUAAUCACAUCGAUAUUGCCCCAAAUUUUGCAGGAACUCUCGUUGCUAUUACAAACUGUGUUGCCACUAUACCUGGAUUUGUAGUGCCGAUAUUUGUGGGAAAACUGACACAUGGAAACCAAACUAUAGGAGCAUGGAGAAUCAUAUUUUUCGUAACUGUUGGUUUAUACAUUAUUGAAAUAAUAGUUUACACUAUUUUCGGAAGCGGAGAAGAACAACCCUGGAAUAAAACUAAACUAACCGAUGAAGAAGCAAGCGAUCAGACGUUACCGCUAAAAGAGGACAUUAAAAAAUAAGAACAAGUACAAAUAUU
Messenger RNA from Osmia lignaria (orchard mason bee), 1547 nucleotides. RefSeq names its product major facilitator superfamily transporter 3 (gene MFS3). Gene Ontology annotation, biological process: monoatomic anion transport; transmembrane transport. The record is from RefSeq and is a predicted model, not a curated record. NCBI's taxonomy places the organism in Eukaryota, Metazoa, Arthropoda, Insecta, Hymenoptera, Megachilidae. Gene Ontology annotation, molecular function: transmembrane transporter activity. Gene Ontology annotation, cellular component: membrane.